GUAGAAAUCGGCCGGCGUUCUGAUAAUCUGAAUCUGGGAGCCAUUGAUGCUGAAAGAAGGUGCGAUCCUAUCGAGUUCGUUCGCGAACGGCGCAAGCAUGCCAGCUGCGCUACCGGAGCUUGAAGCCGUUGGGGUACCAGCGGCGGGCGUCGCGAAUUGUCGGCAUUGCGGUUGCGCGCGUGUAAUGUUCGUUCGGGCAAAUGGGAGCUUGAGCUUGGUAGAGCACCGCGACACGCCACGUACAAUCAUGUCGUCUUCGUCUUUUGGUAUUUCACCGCCACGUCUGGAUGUUUAGUAGUUACUCUUCUCGAAAAAGUUCAUCCAAAGACGGAGAGCUCUCGAGGUUCCAAAGUUCUGGGGACCAGGGUGCGUGUAUGAAGCUCUGUCAUUGGCGGCGGGGGUUGCCGUGAGCGCCAGGGAGUCCAAAGACCAAUUGCCUUCGAGUUUAUGUAAUCCAGAGCUCCACUCUGGCACCAGCGUCGCUCAACCUUCCCAAACGUCAGGUCUUCAAUCACAUCGUCGACAGCAACCAAUAGCUUCUUGAGGUCAAUUGACCAGCCGCCACCAUGUCGACCCCCGGAAGAACAAUCGCCAACCUGCGCAAGGUUGGAAUCAAGAACUAUUUCCGCCAAUUGCUGUACAUCGGCGACACCAAGCAUGGUCGUCUUGUAGGCGAGGAUAAGGCCGGCAACAAGUACUUCGAGAACAAUGACGAACUUCCCCUGCGUACGCGCUGGGUGGACUUCAAGGUGCACGACUACGACUCGGCGCAGGUUGAGCCUGGCUGGCACGCUUGGUUGGGAUACAUGGUCGACAAGCCGCCCACCGAGGACGCCCUUCUCCAGACCAAGACUCGCAAGUGGGAAGUGCCACACGUGCUUCCCAACUUCACGGCUACCCCGGGAGCCUACAAGCCAUACAACACAGUCAAGCCGAAGAUUCGUGCGUGGGAGCCCAAGGCAGUUGAGAGACAAUGAGUUGCGGAAGAACGGGGUUGAUGUAUAUAAGCCAAAGUCGCUUAACGCAAUUUCAGGGGUUUUCUUUGUGUUAAAAACGUUGUCGAUGUUUUACGACGCGGAUUCGCAUUGAGUGACGGUUGACCAAGCAUCGGCAUUGGCAUUGGCAUGAAGGGAGAUUUUACAAUAUCUCAAGGAGCGGCCUCAAGUGGCUUGCAUACCGCUUCUCUCACUAUGGUAAAUUCUUUAGGAGAAUGAACAGCCAGGCUUCCAGCAGAUUCAAGGUGACAGGAACGAUAUUCCAGGCAUUGCCAUCCUAUGAGAUGGACUAGCUGGGGCGCGUGACGCGUCCGAUGUUGGAGUGCUGGGUGAUAGCAGCGUUCAUAUCUCGAUUGUUUGGCUGCUAUUGACUUUCGAGAGAUACACAGAGGGGAGGCCGACGAGGGAGAAAUUUGUCUUGUUUCAAGUGGC
Messenger RNA from Colletotrichum scovillei, 1427 nucleotides. Its product is annotated as NADH ubiquinone oxidoreductase subunit NDUFA12. The transcript has 5 exons. Gene Ontology annotation, biological process: response to oxidative stress; mitochondrial respiratory chain complex I assembly. Gene Ontology annotation, cellular component: membrane. The coding region runs from base 567 to 977 and encodes 136 amino acids. Lineage: Eukaryota; Fungi; Ascomycota; Sordariomycetes; Glomerellales; Glomerellaceae. The record is from RefSeq and is a predicted model, not a curated record.